Molecule: messenger RNA, 1887 nt
Organism: Paramacrobiotus metropolitanus
Lineage: Eukaryota; Metazoa; Tardigrada; Eutardigrada; Parachela; Macrobiotidae
Product: interferon-inducible GTPase 5-like
Exons: 2
Coding region: 419-1672 (417 amino acids)
Cellular component (GO): membrane
Molecular function (GO): GTPase activity; GTP binding
Source: RefSeq, a predicted model, not a curated record
CAGCAGUGCACGGCUCCCAGCUUAUUAGCUCUUUGCUGAAGUUCUCGUCAUGAGCCAUGCCUUUCCGGUACUGCAGCCCAGCUGCGCUGGCUGUGUACGUAUAUGAUUACUGUAGACGAUCUGAACUCCGUCGACUGGAUACUGUAUGCGAUACCGCCAAAGAGUUCCAAACUUCCGUCAGUUCCGUGUUAUGCGAUCGUAGUCCCGUUACUCCCGUAGAGUGCUGCUGCUGCCACAUAUAUACGGAAAUUAAUUUUUUUAUUUCAGUCUAAGCUGGGAAAGUUCAUGGUCGCACUGCAGGACCGGUUUGUGCUAUUAGCGUUUUCGAUUCAUCGCCACAAUUUUCAGCAGCCAACUCCAAGGGCAUAAAAUUAGCUUUAUUUAAAUCUUAUGACCGUGCCAUUGAUCGACUGUUAAAAUGAAUUCCACGGGCAACACUGUGCGGAAACUUGGCUUCAGUGCGGAUAAUGUGAAACAGAUAGAAGAAGCGUACCGCUUGGGUGGAACAGCAGAAUUUUCGCGCAUUUUACAAGAAGAAGUGGAUGGUUGGAAAGCUGUCCCGCUAAAUAUAGCGGUUAUCGGGAAGACUGGAUCAGGAAAGUCCAGUUAUAUUAACUGUGCUCGCCACGUCACUGCGGAAGACCCAGAAGGAGCGUUAGUCGGUAUUACGGAAACUACGAAAAUUAUCAAAUCAUAUCCCCAUCCAGAAAAUAAUAUGCUGCUCUACUGGGAUCUUCCUGGCGUUGGAACGGAAAAUUUUCCGCGCGAAACCUACCUUGAUGACAUCGAAUUCAAGAGUUAUGAUUUUUAUCUAAUUUUGUCAUGCAUGCGUUUUACUGUCCACGACUUGUGGUUGGCCGAAGUAAUUAAGAAUGAAGGCAAGAAAUUUUUCUAUGUCCGUACUCAUAGCGAUAGUGACGUUCAAAACCAAAAGAAAUCCCAUCCUAAGGCAUCUGCCGGCAAAUCUGAUGAGGAAAUACUUCAAGAAGUGCGGAAGGACAUUAUCAAAAGGUUGCAACUUAACGAAGCCGAUCAAGACAAUGUGUUUCUCAUCGACUGCCACGAACCAUCAAAAUUUGACUAUGAAAAGCUGCAGGAAAGACUACUAAAAUCCUUACCCGAAUUGAAACGAGAAGUUUACUUGAACUCGCUUAAUCCAAUUAGGAUGCUUAGCAAGAAAAUUCUUCAGGAAAAACUGGAUGCCUUGCGGGGUCGCGCUUUAAUAACGGCAAUGCUCUCCGGUCUGUGUGGUCUAGUAUCAACACCAGAAGUUUCCGCGGCGGCUGACCUUCAUCUGGCGAUUCGUACAAGCACUUUUUAUCUAGAACAGCUUGGGCUGGAUCAAAAAUCGUUGGCGGCAACCGCCGCAGCUCAUGGCAUAGAUGUGGAUUGCCUUGACAAACAUGUUGGAUUGCGCAUUGAAGACCUGUCAACCAGCGAUUGUAUCACCUCCUUAUAUGAACAACUGGGCCAUCAAACGCCUGCCCGGAGCAUAGAGGAACUAAAAUCAUUCAUACCGAUUUUUGGAUUUUUGCUUAAUGGGCCCCUUUCUUCAUUAAAUACUUCUAAUGCACUGCUCGCUAUUUUGCAGCAGAUGGAAUCUGUUGCUCAUAAAGUCAUUGAUGUUUGUGUGGAUAAGGUGCAUCAGAAAGUUUUAAAUGAAUCCGGAUAAGCUGAAGAAGAGUUGAAGACUACCAAUUCGACAUUAAAGGUGCGAGAUACAGUACAUAUAGACUUGUCACAGGAUUUGCACGAUACGGCUCACCAACCACAAUUAAUGGAGUCACCACAGAAUGCACCACCAAUUCUCCAGUAACACCGCCGCCGUUCAGAUCAGCUUGUAUAGGUACGAGUCCCGAGACAUGUCCUGUUUCAUGUCCAUCGACG